Linnemannia hyalina is the source of this 1302-nucleotide messenger RNA. NCBI's taxonomy places the organism in Eukaryota, Fungi, Mortierellomycota, Mortierellomycetes, Mortierellales, Mortierellaceae. The record is from the annotation of a GenBank genome assembly.
AUGACUCUCUCGAUCCGCCCCGCUUGCCACCUGGGAAUCAUCUCGCGAGUCCAUCGUCGCCUGUCCGACAUCGAGCGUCAGUCUGUCCGGUCCGGCUCCGUCUACUGCUUUGACGAACGUGAGGCCGGCAUGAGACGCUGGACGGACGGCAAGUCUUGGAGCCCGAGCAGGGUCACGGGCAGCUUCUUGACGUACCGUGAGCUCGACGAUUCUCCAAACCCCGCCGCUACCGGCGCGGCAAAGACAGUCUACCGGCCCGAUGGUUUGCUCAAGCAGUCCUUCUCGAUUACCACUUCGGACAACAAGAAGCUCCAUCUCAUCUCCUACUACACCAACGAGGACGUUGCCUCUGAGCGUCUCUUCGAGACUCCCUCGCGCGACCCUCGCUUUGCAAACAUCGUUAUCCCUAAGGGUAUUUAUCCCGAGACCUCCUCGCAUGCCGCAGGUCUUGCCGCUCCUUCUUCGGGUGCCACCUCUGAUUCUGCCUCAGCCACAUCAACCCAUCACUCUAGCCCAUCUCCUCCUACGCCCCAUCGCUCAAGGCAUCGCCCUCAUCACCGCGCCUUCCAAAACAAUAAUAUCAAGGAUGACGCCGAGCAUCUUCGCCGCAUUGACACCAUGGCCGGACACCGCCGGACGCACUCUGGUAACCUCAGUGUCAUGAGCCGCUACUCCCCCAUCCAGACCAGCAACGAUAACUUGCACAGCCUUGGCUCUCGGUCUCGCUCGAACAGCCACAAUGUUGGUGGUCACUCCGCCUCACCAUACUACGGACCCUAUGGCAGUGUUGGCCUUAACCCUGAGAAGCGCUACAAGUCCUCCAGCCCAUCCGCAGGCUCCUCCUUCCCUACACCGCCUCCGAAUGCCUACUCUCCCACCACCUCGUGGGCCUCUGAGGAUGAGCAGCCCAUGAUUGUCGAUACUGUCACGCCCGAGUCCCUGGUGGACCUUCGCCGUGAAGAGUUGAUGAUCCCACCCCUGCGUGAUGUGCCUCAUCAUCAAAACCAGCUCCCUUUGCUGGCCACGAGCUUUGACCACCACAACAAGGUUGCCGGCUUCGGAGCUCACCGAGGCUGUGGACCCGAUAGCAACAACGAGAUGGAGCCUUAUUCUCCCGAGGUCUCGUCUGCCACCACCGUGUCGUCGCACGAGCAGGACUCGUUGUCGGUCCUGGCCAACCUUGCCACCGACACUAUGUUGCUGCCCAAGCUGGAGCCCAAGGAGAUGUCGUCUCGUGACAGAGUCCGUUGGGUCGAGGACGAUCGUCAACUUCGCGCCCUCUCGUCCAUGCUCCGUCUCUAA